AUGACAGCGAAUGACAGCAGCACAGUUCGCUCCUGCAGCAGAUCCAGUGUGAGACGGCUAACCGCCAGCGAACUGCCCGUGUGACUCGACUCAUCCUCGGAUCGGCUGCGUUUGGAGAGACCGAGGACAACCAGCGCACGAUAAUUACGCUCGUUAUUUACCUCUCGCCUGCCUGAGCUGGUGAAGAUGGUGAAGCCAGACAUCCACACUCUGGCCCACCACCUGAAGCAGGAGCGGCUGUAUGUGGGGUCGGAAAAGCAGCUAAUCCAGAGGCUCAACAGUGAUGUGCUGAAGACAGCUGAGAGGCUGUACAGGGCCGCAUGGAUCGCCAAGCAGCAGAGGAUCAACCUCGAUCGUCUCAUUCUCACCAGUGUGGAGGCCUCUCCUGCCGAAUGCUGCCAACAUGCCAAAAUGCUGGAGGACACACAGUUUGUUGAUGGCUACAAGACCCUGGGCUUCCAGGAGACGAUCUAUGGCGAGUUUUUGGCCCGGUUGAGGGAGAACCCCAGACUGGUAGCUUCCUGCCUGGUGGCAGGAGAGAGGCUGAACCAGGAGCACACCCCCGGGGUCAUCUAUACAGUCUUCACCUCACUUUAUGGCAACUGUAUCAUGCAGGAGGACGAGAGCUAUUUGCUACAGGUGUUGCGGUACCUGGUAGAGUUUGAGCUGAAGGAGAGUGACAACCCUCGCCGUCUGCUGCGACGGGGAACCUGUGCCUUCAGCAUCCUUUUCAAGCUCUUCUCAGAGGGCCUGUACUCAGCCAAGCUCUUCCUCACUGCCACCCUCCACGAACCCAUUAUGCAGCUACUGGUGGAAGAUGAAGACCACCUGGAGACGGACCCAGGCAAGGUUACAGAGCGCCUCACUCCGGCUCAGCAGGAGCGCUUCGGAGAGAAGGGCUCUGAUGACUACAAACAAAGGGUGCAGGCAGCUGUGGAGGCCAACGAAGCCAAGCUGGUGGCUUUGGUCAACAAAUUUAUUGGUUACUUGAAGCAAAACACCUACUGCUUCCCCCACAGCCUGCGCUGGAUUGUGUCCCAGAUGUACAAGACGUUGUCAUGUGUGGAGCGUCUUGAAGUAGGUGAGGUGCGCACCAUGUGUACAGACCUGCUGCUGACCUGCUUCAUCUGUCCAGCUAUCGUCAACCCGGAGCAGUAUGGUAUAAUCUCUGAUGCCCCCAUCAAUGAAGUUGCACGCUUUAAUCUAAUGCAGGUGGGGCAGCUUUUGCAGCAGUUGGCAAUGGCUGAUGAUGAUGCAGAUCCAAGGCGGAAAAGCAGUUUGUCUAAAUUUGAUAAGAGUUGUGUUGCUGCCUUUCUGGAUGUGGUAAUUGGAGGAAGAGCAGCCGAGACCCCGCCCAUGUCCUCGAUGAACCUUCUAGAAGGCCUCAGCAGGACUGUGGUCUAUAUUACACAUGAUCAGCUGCUAGCAAUGGUGGACUUUGUGCGCAGUGUGACUGCAGGGGACCAACUCCGGGAGGAGGAGCACAUGGCCCUGGAGAACCUGCUGGCCAACGUGCCCCAGUCCCGAACUGUGAAGAGCAACAGUCUGGAGCUCACUCCCUCCAACACCCCCCAGCUCUCCCCGGCUACCACUCCUGCCAACAAGAAGAACAGGCUCCCCAUAGGACAACACUUAGCUGCCAUAACAUCCUGGGACCCCACAAGCACCACUCUGUCUGCCCACAUUCCAUUAGUAGCCCCUUUUGCGGAAUAUGGCUAUUCAUUACAAGCUGCUCGUAGCCGCAGCCGUACCAACAUAGCCCAGGAGGGGGAGGCAGAGGCCAGCUCCCAAGAGUCCCUUCAGGAGACGGAGCCAGAGGAGGUGCUGGUGAUUUCACUAGGAACUGGUCCUCAGACGGUCCCUGGGAUGAUGUCAGAGAAUGAGGUUUUGAACCUGCAGAUGGCUGAUGGGGCCCAGGGAGAUAGUCAUGCUGAUGAUACCAAACUGCAUGGUAAACCAGACAAAACCCUGCGCUUCUCCCUCUGCAGUGACAACUUGGAAGGCAUCUCAGAGGGUCCUUCCAAUCGUUCUAAUUCAGUCUCGUCUCUGGACCUGGAGGGAGAGUCUGUCUCUGAGCUUGGAGCUGGACCCUCAGGCAGCAACGGGGUGGAGGCUCUGCAGCUUUUGGAGCAUGAACAGGCCACCACUCAGGACAACCUGGAUGAUAAACUGCGCAAGUUUGAGAUCAGAGACAUGAUGGGACUGACAGACGAUCGGGACAUCUCUGAGACAGUCAGCGAAACCUGGAGCACCGACGUGCUCGGCAGCGACUUCGACCCUAACAUGGAUGAGGAUCGGCUGCAGGAAAUAGCAGGGGCAGCUGCAGAGAACAUGCUUGGCAGCCUGCUGUAUCCUCCUGGCUCAAGUUCAGUGCUGCUGGACCCCUACGGCUCCACCAUCUCAGAGACCACAAGUGAGGCCUGGAGCGUGGAGGUCCUGCCCAGCGACUCAGAGGCCCCAGACCUGAAACAGGAGGAGCGUCUGCAGGAGCUGGAGAGCUGCUCAGGGGUCGGCAGCACCUCGGACGACACAGAGGUCAGAGAGGUCAGCUCGAGACCCAGCACCCCAGGCCUCAGCGUUGUCUCAGGUAUCAGUGCAACCUCAGAAGACAUCCCCAACAAGAUCGAGGACUUGCGGUCAGAGUGCAGCUCAGACUUUGGAGGGAAGGACUCUGUGACCAGUCCAGAUGGGGAGGAGUCAGGCCACGGAGCACACCAUCUGACAUCUCCACCCUCACAGACCGACUCCUUACUGGCCAUGUUCGAUCCCCUCUCCUCUGCCGAAGGCUCUUCCACUGGAACAAUUGUGAGGCCCAAAGUGCACUACGCCAGGCCGGCUCACCCUCCACCUGACCCUCCCAUCCCUGAGGCCAGCGCCCUGGGGCCAGAGACGCGCCACUCUCUGUUCAUGCCCCACUGCCUGGCCCAGGCUGAGCUGGAGCACACCAAGCAGCGCCACUCCUUCCCUGACAAGCUGGUCCGCAGCCGCAGCUCUGACAUAGUGUGCCCAGGGCGUCGGCCCACGAGCGACCCCGGCCUGAACCGACGGGUAGCAGUUGAAGAGCGCGACCCUGCCGGGGCCUUCGCCUUAGGACCCUCCUCGUCCCCCAGCAAGGACUCCCUGAAAGGAGAGGUUGAGGACAGGAAAGACAGUGACGACGAGAAGUCUGAUCGCAACAGACCCUGGUGGAAGAAACGUUUUGUGUCAGCCAUCCCCAAAGUGCUGUAUUGGACGGCUGAGAGUGAUGUCCCAGCUCCAAUCGCAGCAUUUCGGAAAAGGGACAAACAAGAGAAAGAUGACGUUGUCCAGGAGCGUAUUUCACAAGUUUUGUCAGAUGACCUGUUGCCCAGACAGAGCAGUCAAGCACAGGCAGCUGAAGACAUCCUCGACAAGUACAGGAACAUCAAGAGGCCCAGCCCAAGUGAUGGAGCAGCAACUGGAGCUUCCUAUGACGGUACCGGAGAUCUUUGUGUUGAAGACAACGUACACGACUCUCCAAGAGAAGACACUCUGCAGAAUAUGUCCACAGAUGACCUCCCAGACUCGGCCAGCCAGUCAGCAAAUCAGCACGACUCCAAGUUCUCUUUCAGUGAUGCAAAGAAGAAGUUGAGGUUAGCGCUGUGUUCUGCAGACUCUGUGGCUCUGCCCAUCAUGGCUCCUGCAACCACACGAAAUGGGCUGCCUGAUCACAUGGAUACCGAAGACAAUGAGAUCGUCUGCUUCCUGAAGGUCCAGCUCGCGGAAGCCAUCAACCUCCAGGAUAAGAACCAGAUGGCCCAGAUCCAGGAGACCACACGCUGCGUCGGCCGCUUCGAUGCACGCACCUGCAGGAAGCUGCUGGCUGCCAUUGCGGAGGAUUACAGAAAGCGGGCACCGUACAUAGCUUAUUUAACCAGGUGUCGUCAGGGCCUGCAGACCUCUCAGGCUCAUCUGGAGCGGCUCCUCCAGAGGGUGCUCAGAGACAAGGAGGUUGCGAACCGCUACUUCACCACUGUCUGUGUUCGACUCCUUCUUGAACACAUGGAAUCCAAGAUGCUUGACUUUACUAAGGCGUUCCAGGGUUGCACAGCGUCGGAUGACAAGACAGCAGCAGUGGAGGAUUUUCUGCGCUACUUGUACGGUGCUAUGGCCCGUGAUGCCAUUUGGCAGUAUGCAAGCGAGGACCAGCUGCAGGAUGCCCAGAUGGCUAUCGAGCGCAGCGUUAUGAACCGCAUCUUCAAACUGGCUUUCUACCCCAACCAGGAUGGAGAUAUUCUCAGAGACCAGCUUCUCCAUGAACACAUCCAGCGGGUCUCAAAAGUAGUGACGGCCACUCAUAAAGCUCUUCAAAUCCCAGAGGUUUACUUGAGGGAGGCUCCCUGGCCGUCUGCACAGUCUGAGAUCAGGACCAUCAAUGCAUACAAGACGCCACGGGACAAAGUCCAGUGUAUACUGCGCAUGUGUUCAACCAUCAUGAACCUCCUCAGUUUGGCCAAUGAAGACUCCGUCCCUGGAGCGGACGACUUUGUCCCUGUCCUCGUCUUUGUCCUCAUAAGGGCAAACCCGCCCUGCCUGCUGUCCACCGUUCAGUACAUCAAUAAUUUCUACGCCAGCCGGCUGAGUGGGGAGGAGUGCUAUUGGUGGAUGCAGUUCACCGCGGCGGUGGAAUUCAUUAAGACCAUCGACGAUCGCAAGUGAAGCAGAACAGCCACCUGUAUGGGCAGACUGCGGGGGAAGGAGCCGGGAGACUGGGAGACUUCCCAACCAACUGCUCCCUCUGCACAGUUUAUAAAACCUGGCCCUCAGCCUGCUCUUUAUUUGUAUAGCUUGUACAUAGCCAGAGACACUGAAAGAUUACAAAAUAUAUAUUACUGUAUGUAUGUGGACAAAUCCAGGUUUUAGCCGUGGUGAAAAAAAUGGCCUUGGGGGAAAAAAUUGGCAAGAUGUUACCUGAUUUGGAUUUUUCCUUUUACCUUUGUCUCUUCAGUCAUGUUUCACUUUUGGGGUCUGUAUUAGGAAUUUUAUAUACACACAGUUACCAGUAUGACAUUAAAUCAACAUAAAAGAUAAUCCUAUAUAGGGAUAUAGGGACCAGACUUGCUUGAUGUGAUCACUGAUCUUAUUUUUCCCCCCAGAGUGAGAGGGAAGGGCUUCCAAUUAAAUUACAUUAUAAUGUUGAUUAAAUGCUUUGUAACGUGGGGAUUUACAGUGCGUGAUAAGUUACUGGUGGGAUUUGGUGACUCAUAAACACUGAAAUCAAUUCACAAUAAGCAUACCACUCAUCAGGUUAGUGUAUCAGACAGUAGGGCAGCUUAUUUCAUGAACUGUUUACUUCAUCCUAUUCCCAAAAAACCCGUGUCGGUGACAAUUUGGACAUAAGGGCCCACAUAUUUAUAUGAAAUAAAAUGUAUUUAUUUCUGUAAAUCUAUUUAAUGCUUUGUUGAUCUAAUUUUAAACAUAAUGGAAAUGCACAUUAUGGCCAUUCAAGAUGUCUGAGGCGAGUAGUGGCGGCGUCAUAAUAAACUUGCAAGAAAAGCUUGGGAUAAGAAAGGCACCUUAGCAACGAGUCGCCCUCGGGCGGGGGCUUCGGGGCGAUCGUGAUACAGGGUCAAUUCAUGCACAGAGUAGUGGUGGCAUUUAUGAAAAUACUGGAAUCAGUGCCUUUGGUAGGUGGCACUCUUUACAGGUUUUGAUGAGGGUGUUUUUUUAUUUUUUUAUUUAGUCUUUACCCAGCAUAGGCAUUAUCCCCCCCCACCACACACACAAUGGGUCAACCAUGUCUCACUGAGGAACCUUAGUCCAGCCCUCGCUGCAGGAACAUCGUCACAGCUCAGUUUGAUACACUUGAGUUUAAACAACUGUCCCCUUUUGGAUUUCUGGAUAUUACCUCACAGUUGAAACCAACGAGCCUGAUGUCAGUCUGUAAACUUUAACCUGUCCUGCAUUGGUUGACAACAAAGUACUGGAUCUUUUUUUUUUUUGUUUUUUUUUGCACUGGUUAUAAAAUAGUAAAAAACAAUGAAGGGAAAGGGAGGAAAAGUUGGAUCUUGAGCUGCUGUGAUGCCUGUUGUGGUCACGUCACCUUAAUUAACACAAGCCUUCGUUAGCGAACAAAGAUGUUUUAGUUUCUAAUCUUCUAGCUGAGAUGUCACGUGUGUCUGUGUGAGCAGACUAGUGAACUAUUGGAUGUUAGCUCUACCUCCUCAUAAGUUCAAGAAAGGGACUCGUGUUUAUGUGCACUUAUAUUUCUUUAUUUUUUAUUUUUCCCCAAUUUGCCGUGCUGUGAUAUCCCAGUGUCAUUGUAUCUUUCCAUUAUAGUACGAGCAUGUCUUUUAUUAUCCAGAAACGACUAAAACUCCUUUUCUCUCGAAAUCCUCUGCUUCAUUUUUGUGCACGGACGUGCCACGUGUAUUCUAGUUUUCAAUAAUGAUCCAUUUCUUUUCAUGGUUAAUGCCCUGACAGCACAAUACACAGUAGGAUAGAAGAGCAAGUAAUCAACACUUUGGACUCGUUACUGACUCGCAGUUGAUGCUAAAGUGGUUGGUGUAGUACAUGAAGUGUGUUUUUCUUUCUUUUUUUCGUCUAGUGAGUGUGUUUGAGACGACUGCGUGAUUGGUUGACCCUCUGCCUCCUCUUGCAUGAAGUCAUUGAAUGGUCUGUACAUCCUCAGUCAUGAUAAACGGUAGAAUAGGAUUAGAAUCUGCCACAGGCCAGUUAAUUGAACCUGCAAGAGGACGCAAAGCUUCUCUUUGUGAUACUUGCAUAUCAGAACUCGAUUUUAUUUUGCACAAAGCAGAUGGCUCUUCCGAUUUGACAGGGAGCAGUGCAUUUUGAAAUGUCGUUUCUUUUGGCCUUUAUAGUCAUAAACAUAAACAUAUUGUGAUUAAAAUAAUAUUUGAGUAGCAAACGUUAAGCACCUGACUGUUACUUUCUCAAGCUGAUGAACACCCUGGGUUUAUGAGCAAAUGCAUUUUUUACAUCCGUCUGCAGGAGCAUGUGCAGCAGAUCCGUAUGUGCAGUACAUUUCCUUUGCAGACUCUGUAAUCAAUUUGAUGAGAAAACCAUGCACUGGAAAAUCCAGUUGCAGGUUGCAUCUAUACUAAUUAAGUUUAUGUGAUGUCACUUUAAUUGGAAAUACAUACUGCACAAAUCUGAUGAAAUUAUUUGGACCUGGCUUAUGUUUCAGCGUUUCCCCGAACAGCCGGUCGCAGCAGCUACGUACGACCCCAGUGAAGAACUGAUCAAAACAACAAAUAACACACACACACACACACACACACACACACACACAAAUAUAUAUAUAUAUAUAUAUGGCUGUGAUAUAGCACCUGUGAUUUUUUUUAGCUGUGAUCGUAUGCAAACCACUGGACAAUGGCGUGGAGUGAGCAGACAGGAGCUGGUCCAGAGCUCUAAUGCUCUGCUCCUUGUACAUUUUCAGUUUCAAGGCUCAGCAGACAAGAAAAGAAAAAGUUUUACAUCUUACAUCUAAUUUUCCAUUUAAUUGUAAGCUUGCACAAUUAUGACAUGCGGGGAAAGCCGGUUUGUCUUUACUGUGAUUAAUGCAUUAUGUAAUUCUUUAAAAACAAUAAAAGAAGCAGAAGUUUU
Hippoglossus stenolepis (Pacific halibut) is the source of this 7584-nucleotide messenger RNA. It is a transcript of the gene gapvd1, whose product is annotated as GTPase activating protein and VPS9 domains 1. The record is from RefSeq and is a predicted model, not a curated record. Gene Ontology annotation, biological process: regulation of GTPase activity; vesicle-mediated transport. Gene Ontology annotation, cellular component: cytosol; endocytic vesicle. The coding region runs from base 187 to 4677 and encodes 1496 amino acids. NCBI's taxonomy places the organism in Eukaryota, Metazoa, Chordata, Actinopteri, Pleuronectiformes, Pleuronectidae. Gene Ontology annotation, molecular function: small GTPase binding; guanyl-nucleotide exchange factor activity. The transcript is spliced from 30 exons.